Abrus precatorius (Indian licorice) is the source of this 1461-nucleotide messenger RNA. RefSeq names its product NAC domain-containing protein 2-like. Lineage: Eukaryota; Viridiplantae; Streptophyta; Magnoliopsida; Fabales; Fabaceae. The transcript is spliced from 3 exons. The coding region runs from base 213 to 1085 and encodes 290 amino acids. The record is from RefSeq and is a predicted model, not a curated record. Gene Ontology annotation, biological process: regulation of DNA-templated transcription. Gene Ontology annotation, molecular function: DNA binding.
ACGCUAUAUAAUCCCAUUCUCCACUUUCUCUUCUCAGUUUCUCACAAGCCGCAAGCAGAGCACGCCCAACAACAACAACAACAACAACAACAACAUAGCAACAGAGAGAGAGAGAGAGAGAGAGAGAGAGAGAGAGAGAUAAGAAGAUUUUGUCAGAGCAAAGGUUGUUCAAGGUUUCAGUUAAUUGACUGUUAAGAGAAGAAGAAUCUCCAAUGAAGGGUGAAUUAGAGUUACCACCUGGCUUCAGAUUCCACCCCACAGAUGAUGAAUUGGUGAACCACUACCUGUGUAGGAAAUGUGCAGGGCAAUCAAUUGCUGUUCCCAUCAUCAAAGAGAUCGACUUGUACAAGUUUGAUCCCUGGCAGCUUCCAGAAAUGGGUUUUCACGGUGAGAAAGAAUGGUACUUCUUUUCUCCACGGGACCGGAAAUACCCCAACGGUUCACGGCCCAACCGUGCCGCCGGAACCGGUUAUUGGAAAGCCACCGGAGCCGAUAAACCCAUCGGAAAACCGAAAGCGCUUGGAAUCAAGAAGGCACUUGUGUUCUACGCCGGAAAAGCCCCCAAAGGAGUGAAGACCAAUUGGAUUAUGCACGAAUAUCGCCUGGCCAAUGUUGAUCGUUCCGCCGGCAAGAAAAACAACUUGAGGCUCGAUGAUUGGGUGCUGUGUCGAAUCUACAACAAGAAAGGGAAGAUUGAGAAAUACAAUACGGCAACGCCAAAAUUGAAUUCUGGGGUGGUUGAUGAUUAUGAGCAUGAACACGAGAAUGAGACCAAGCCCGAAAUUCAUAAGCUUGUGAAUGAGCAAUUAUACAUGGACACAUCAGAUUCUGGACCUAGGUUGCACACGGAUUCAAGCUGUUCGGAGCACGUGGUUUCACCAGAUGGCACGUGCGAGAAGGAGGUGCAGAGUGACCCAAGGUGGAAUGAUCUAGAGCUACAAUUAGACAACGUGUUUGAUUUUCAGUUCAAUUACUUGGAUAAUAGCCUGUCGUUGGAUGACCCUUUUGGCACCCAGGAUCAGUAUCAAAUGAAUCAGCUCUCACCGUUGCAAGACAUGUUCAUGUUCCUACAGAAGCCAUUUUGAUUUGAAAAUGAAACUUUUUGGUGAAACUACUACAUGUGGACCAUGGUAGGUUUGGCUUCGAGUUUGAACCAAACAGUGGUGCGCGUGUAGUAACUAUUCUUAAUUCUUAAUAUUCUUUGUUCUAGAGAGAGAUCACAGGUUCUGCAGUGUGUAAGUAAAAACAAAUGAAGCGGAAUGAUCUCAUAUGUGGUAGAUCCAAUGGGCCAUGGUAGAUAGAUGUAAGGAACUCCCGUAGGAAAAUUCUUGUUCCACUGCUUUAGUAUUAAGAUUUUUUUAUAUAUUUGUAAUAUAUAACUUCUACUUUUCAAUUCAAAGCAAACAAAUUGAAUGAAAAGUCUUCAAUUCAAUGGGAUCGAAUGGUGCGAUUUUCAUGUUU